UGUAAGCGAAACGUGAGCGUGUACGGUUGGCCACUGAAUCUGGCGGGUGAACGAGUGAUUUUAAUUAAUCUCCUAUGUAUAUAUAUAUACUUUUAUGUGCAUACAUAUAUAAAAAUACAUACAUACAUGCAUAUGUACUACAGUUGAGUGUUUUAAAAGUAAUAGAAAUGUUAAUUAAAUAGUGUCUCCAGUGAAGUGUUUACCCGAAAAAAUUAAGCAUUUUUCGUUUGAAAAAUUGUAUUGGAAUUUUUUAAUUGCCUUAAAAAAAGUAUGUCCAAAAAAUCUGCACCCGAUAGUGUUGAAUUUAUUAAAAUAAAAACUACAACAGUGGCUGAACAAGCGCCAAAUACCGCAACAACAACAACAACAACAACAACUAAACUAACAACAAUAGCAACAAGUUCGAAUUCGAACGCAGCAGACAACAGCCCAACAGAUAUGCAAGCGGUUAAAAUAAAAAAGGAGCUGCCCAGCGAUGAGAUAAAGGAAUUCGCCGAGAAUACAAUGAACGAAUUGCUCGGCUGGUAUGGAUUCGAUGGUGUGGAUCGGCUGGAUUUAUCUACGAAAACAAGCCGCCUGCUACAAUCUGCAGCCGUUGCACAAGCAAACAAUGCGGCAUUGAGUGCAGCCAACAACAACAGUAGCAGUAGCGGAAAUAAUACAAACAACAAUAACCACUCUGGUGCAAUAAGCCAUCAAAGGCAUUGCAUGGAAAAGCGACGAAGUCGCAGUCGCGCAGCCACGCUGCUACAGCUGCAGCAGCAGCAGCAGCAGCAGCAGCAACAACAACAACAGCAACAAAACGAGCACAUACGUAAUAUUCUUAACAAAAACAACAAUAAUAACAACAAAAAUGGAACUAGUAAUAAUGCGAUCAACAAAAACAGCAGCAGCAACAACAAUGGCAGCAGCAACAGCAAAAUGUCGCUCAACUGCAUUUCAGGAAAUUAUCGCAGCGGCAACAGAGGAAAGUCGAACAUACUAACUGGUGUUGGCAGUGGUGCGGGUGGUGGUGGUGGCGGUGGCGGCGAAAGCACAGCCUCGGAUCAUGAUACACGCAGCUCGCGCGAGGAGGAUUCCAAGAGUCCGAUUUCGGCAGGAAAAAAUACGCUUGUGGAGGAGAAAAUUGAUCUCCAAAACUGCUGCUGGUGUCGUCGUCCUGUGCCGGAUAAUUCCCCUGAGUUUCUCACCACUUCCGCUACACGCUAUUGUUCCGAAUCCUGUUUCACGCAGUCUCGUCGCGCGUCCUUCAAGAAGGCCAAAACCUGCGAUUGGUGUAAACACGUUCGCCAUGCCAUCAGCUACGUAGACUUUCAGGACGGUGCCUCACAGCUCCAAUUUUGCUCUGACAAAUGCCUCAACCAGUAUAAAAUGCAGAUUUUCUGCAAAGAGACACAGGCGCAUCUGGACAUGAAUCCUCAUCUUCGCGAGCAGGGUUUGGAAGCCGUGGCUUCCGGUAAUGGCACUGGCCUUAUAACGCCCGACUUGUGGCUUCGCAACUGCCGCAGUCGCUCCGCAUCACCGGCAUCUACACUCUCCGUCUCGCCAGGUCCACCGGGUCCUACAGUAAUUAUGCCUAAUAAUACCAACUUGGCUACUGGCUCGUCGUCGUCACCAGGCUCUUCGGCCGCCUCAAAUUUGGGACAUUCGUCUGCUACGCCACACAAGCCCAUGAUCUCAGUAGCGCCCGUAUCGAAGCUUAUGUCAAAGAAUGUAGGCAUGUUGACUUCGAUGCCGGUGCCAACAUCGAAUCGAGGCUCACCGAAGCACAACCGCAAGAAGCGUCCUUUGCGUUCCAGCAUAAGUGGCGGCGCAGGCUCUCACGCAGAUUUGUCUUCCGCCUGCGUGAAGGGAAGUCUCAAUGCAAUCGCGCGCGAUGCUGGCUCUUCAACUGCUUCUGUCGCAUCCGGUUUGCUGGGCAAAGCAAAAUCGUUGCUUGGUGCUACCUCGAACAACAACUUGCGCACAAGUCCUGGUGUACAUUUGCCGCCAGCUGGUGCUAGUGCGUCCAGCGCAAAACCGAGCGCGUCCGUACUAAACCAAUUCGCGGGCUCCAGCGUGCAAGAUCUGCACAUGAGUGUGCCGCCCCUAUCGCCUAUGUUGGAGCAACAGACGCCACCGCAUCCAUUGCCUCCGCACGCGCUGAAUGCGAGCGGACCGGCUUUCUUCGCAACACCACCUGGCCCGCAGCCACCGAACAGCGGCGGACCACAUCAGCAACUACCUCCUGGCGCUUUCCCACCGCACCCGCCUGCGUUUCUGUCAAGCCCAGGGGCGCCAACUGCUCCUGGCAUGCUGCCGCGAUACCCAGGAACGGGUUGGUUUCCUGGAUUUCCACCGCCUCCACAUAUUACACAUCCACCGCCUGAUUUGGUAGGUGGUUUGGGACUCGGCGCCCUACUGGGUGCACCGCCGCCGGUAACAGUCAUGGUGCCCUAUCCUAUAAUUAUACCGCUGCCCAUACCAAUACCAGUGCCACUACCAGUAGUGGACUUUUACAAGGCGUAUCUAUCGCCAGAGGAGCGCGCCAAACUGAAGCAAAAAGAGAAUAGUCAAGCCAAUGCAGCCGCAAAUGAGCCAUCGACUGCUGCGGUGACAGCGGACGAUAGCGAUUGUGAACCAAAAAUUGAAGUCACAGAAGAAACUGUGAACGAAGAACCUUUAGACUUCACCAAGACAAAGGAACUCGAAGGAGAUGAGCCCGAAAAACCAGGGUCCAGUCUUAAGCGCGCCUUAUCAGAGGAACACCUGACGGCGACUACGACUACAACGACUUCAUUAUCCCUAGUUACACCCACGACAAAUAUCACUGCGACCACCGCUGUUACGCCCUCUCCCGAGGACUCACCCUGCUCACCUACAAUCUCCGGUAAGGCAACGCACUGUAUCGUGCGCACAGAUGACACGGAAACCCCCAAACGCGAUUUAGGCAUGGAAAUGGAUGAUAUACCCGCCGCUGGGAGCGAAAUGGACGAUGCUAAGCAAAAAUUACCGAAGUUCAAAAUUACACGACUGCAAACGAAGCGCACACUCAUUCAAACCAAAGAAACACCUACCACGCCCACCACAGCUGUAGCCGAAUGUAGUCGACCACUGCGAAAACGAAAGCGAAUUAUCGAUUGUGAUUUCCAAAAAUUGGCUUUGAAGGAAGCCGCCGCGAUGGACGCCGAUGGCGCGGACUUAAACGAAGCGUUUAACGUGGACGCUGAGGCAAAGGCGGCAACAACAGCCAGUGUGGGAAGUACAGCGUGCACCAGCAAUACUAAAGCGCAAAGCAAAAAGUAGAAAGUAAGGAACUGAAUUUAGUUCUUAGUUCUUAAAAAUUUAUAGGUUAUUUUUAGUUGUUUAUUAAACAAACAUAAAUAAAUAUUUUUUUUUUUCAUAUUGUGAGUUCAAAGAAUAUUAUAUGUAUAUAUAAGACAUGGCGCAAUUAAAAGGUGAAGGAUAAAAACAAAGCUUUCUUGCUUUAUUUCUUAUUUCAAGUUUUCAAAUAAAGCAAUGCCAUUAUCUUUCUUCUCACUCUUACUACUUCACCUGGUGUAAUCCCACCAUGAUAUAUAGGUCUCGAAAAUAAAUUGUGUCAUAUGCCAUAGAAGGCAAAAAGCCGUUUAAAACUCAGUUAUGCCAAUAAUAGUAUAUAUUGUGCUUUAGAACAUUUAAUAUGUAUGUAAUGCAAACAAAAAUAAUUUUUAAGUUAGACAUUUAACUACAGCAUCGCUUUAAGUUAGCCUUAGAACUAAAAAAUAAAAAAAACGUUUGUUGUUCAUAACCUCAUAAUUUAUUUAUUGGCGAGUGUGGUCAAAAAUUUA
Messenger RNA from Rhagoletis zephyria (snowberry fruit fly), 3809 nucleotides. RefSeq names its product Sine oculis-binding protein (gene Sobp). Gene Ontology annotation, biological process: animal organ development. Gene Ontology annotation, cellular component: nucleus. The record is from RefSeq and is a predicted model, not a curated record. NCBI's taxonomy places the organism in Eukaryota, Metazoa, Arthropoda, Insecta, Diptera, Tephritidae.